AAUGCAGGAAUUACUAUUAUUUCGUGUUUUUUUUUAUGCCAUACACGGUUUCUUAAAAAAAUCGGCACAUUGACUUACUUAUUUCACAAAUAUUCUGUGGAUCAAUAAAUCGAAGUGGACAGUAUCCGCUAAACUGUCUUUUUAAUAAAGCAAAACUCAGUCACCUAAAGAUUCAAGUAAUACAGUGAAUCCUCUACCGUAACUAGAGAAUAGAGGAGCGCCGUGAUAAGGGUUAUGUGGAUAUAAAAGUCACGUGAUGGAAAGUAGGCUGCGUCGCCAUUUUCUGUAGUGGAGAGUGAUUUGUGAGAAGCUGCUACUUCAAGUGGAAACAGACAAGUACAGACAAUGGAGUUUAAGCCCUCUGUAGUUCCAAGAAGACUAUCCAGUUCUGAUGAAUUAUCAUUUCCUUCGGGAGCAAGGAGACUACAUAGUGGCCGCGAAAGUAGUACGAGUGAUGGAUUACACAGGAGGCAAGCUUCAAAAUUGGAGUCUGAACUUCAGGAAAGCGGUAUAUUUUCCAGUCCUAGAGUGGACCAUAGAUAUUCUGAACAUGAAAGUAGAGAAGCCUCUGUAAAGCUUGCAUCUGCCACAGUUCACACUCCAGGGACCUACAAUCGAUCGUGGUCUGGAAGUUUCUUGGAAAGCAGAAACAGACUGCCGUCAGCCUCUACUUCAUUUCAGUCUUCUGUGUACCAUGAAUCGGAGAGGCCAUUAGGAGCAUAUUCGAGACUACACAAUCAACAGGAUAGUGAUUCCAAGAGACCUAAACUGUCUUAUUCGGGCAGCACUCCUACCUCUGGAAGUUCAUUAUGGAGAAGUGCCCAGAUUUCAAGUUCUUCACCUGGAGUCAUUAGUUCAGCAUCGGGAACUGAAUUACGAGGAAGGCCAUUAGAGAGAGCGACACCAGUAACUAGCAGUUUUGGAAGCCACAGUCACAGGACUUCUGGCAUCUCUUCAUUAGCUUGUUCCCAAGAUGGAGUUAGCUCACAUGUGCAGGGAGCCAGACCAAAGGAUGCAUCAUUUAGUGCUGUGAAUACUUCAUCCAGGAGUCACAACUUGUCUUCUGAGCAUUACUCAUCCUUGUUUUCUAGGGAUUCAGGUAGAAACACCUCUAGACCGUCUGAGUCCAUAUUUCCUUAUGGAGGUUCAGUGUCUGAAACACAAGUAGAUUCCAGUUGCAGCAGAAUUAGACAUACUGCUCCUGUAGCAACAGCUACAUCCAGGAGAGCCGUAGCAUCUUUAGGACAUUAUUCUUCCUUGAUCUCUAGGGAUGACUGCAGAUAUUCCUCAUCUAGACCAUCAGAAUCUGUUUUUCUCAGCAGGGAUCCUGUGUCUGAAGGAAGUGAGCAAGAUGUGACUUGCUCCAGAAACAGACGUGCUGCUGCUUCUACAGUUGCUUCAGAAAGAACUGUGUCCUCUCCCAGGAGAUCAUUUAAUGAAUCUGCUCAGGAGAAUGAUGGAAGGAUUACAGCUCGGCAGCUUUUGUCUCGCUUAGCCUCAAGUAUGUCUAACACCUUCUUGAGAAGGUCAAGUAGUGAGUCAUUGGAUUCAAGAUCUGAUUCUACAAAUCCAUACUCUGUACAAAGAACUGAAAAUUCUACUCCAAGCAGAACUAACACUGCUACUCCUGAAACUUCAGACAGCAGGCCAUCUGAAUCUCCACAAAGUUUUAGCUUUUUGGGACGUAGAAGGCAAGGUUUUAAUUCUCCAUCACAUCAAAGCUCAGUAGAUGUAGAGCUGUCAAGACAGUACAACUCUGGCAGAAGUACUGGAUCCUGGCUGUCAUCUUCAAUUAGAAACCGGUGUACACCAUUGUUUUCCAGGACUAGGCGAGAAGGACGAGAUGAAUCUGCAAGAAUGGCAGCAAACCCUGAUGAAUCGGAUGGAUUGCAGCAUCCUUUUAUAAGAGAACCUUCUCUGGGAGAACAAGGAAAUGACUUGCUGAGAACUACAGAUUCAGGUUCUGUAUCACCGCAAAUGGUUAACACUACUGCUUCCACAGCUAAUUCAUCACAAAUGAGAAAUGCAAGAAUCUCUAGAGCCCUUCCUACUUCCUUGUUACGUUUUGCUGUGCCUUCAGGUAUCGGAAGUAACCUUUCAGACAGUGUUUUGAUAACUGUGGAUAUAAUGCCCCCAGCAAGGGAUCACUCGGAGAGACGGGAAUCACAAGACUCAUCAGCAAGAGAUCCAGAAAAACUUAGGAAGCUGCAAGAGAGCCUUCUUUUGGAAGACUCUGAAGAGGAAGAAGGUGAUUUGUGUAGAAUCUGCCAGAUGGGAGAAGACUCUCCAACCAACCCGUUAAUAGAAGCCCCAUGCAAAUGUACUGGAAGCUUGCAGUAUGUUCAUCAAGAGUGCAUGAAGAAGUGGCUGAUUUCCAAAAUUAACUCAGGUUCCAGUUUUGAAGCAGUAAACACAUGUGAGUUGUGCAAAGAGAAACUUAAUCUGAAUUUGGAGAAUUUUGAUAUCCACGAAUUGUACAGGGCACAUGCCGCUGAACAGGCUGAGUUCGAAUUGAUAAGCUCUGGCCUUUACCUUGUUGUGUUAUUCCAUUUAUGUGAUCAGAGGUUUUCUAACAUGCUGUGGGCUGCAAAUGAAGCAAGUACUCUCAGGUUUUUUAAUCUGGCUCGUUCUCUUGGUGCACAGAUGGAUGAUCUUGAAACAUCCGAUGAAAGUGAAGAUGAUGAAUCCGAGGAAGACAACGAUCUUAACUGACUGACACUUGCUCGAGUGUCUCAGCACUUCAGCAGUUUGUUUACAGCAGAGUGCAGUUGUCACAAGUAAAAGAAUAGGUCUGCUGUAAAAUGCACACAAAUUCGUUUUUCCUUAAAAUUUGCUCUUUAACCAUUUAGGAAAAAACUGCAACUUGUGUAGAAAAAGCAGUUAUGUAUAUAAUGCUUCACCCAAAUUUAGGGGGGUCAUUUAUUUGUAUGUUUUAAUGAUUAUUUUACCAUUGUACAUCUUCGCUGUUUAUUGCAUACUUAUCAGUGUAUUUGGAGAUAUUGCCUGCUUUGAGAUAGUGCUGCUGAGAAGAAAAGGUGCUAGUGCUGUAGAUAUUCUGGGUAGCACAUAUAAGUGAAUCAUGAGUUGGUGCUUGUAUGACCCCCUUAUUUUCAUGCUGCAGAAGUUGUCUAGUUUUACACCAAGAAACAUUUUCAAAAGUACUUGUCUGUAUUUAGUGACUGCAUUUUCUUCCCUGCACCACAAAGGUUUGUGGUUAAUUGAUUAAUCACCUUUUUCUAAUAUAUUUGCAAAACUGACUUGUAAUAUCCCUCUACAAAAGUCUCUUCUUGUAUGUGAUUCUCCAUAACAGUUGCAUGAUUUAGGUGCUUUUGGUCCUCCUCGUAUCCAGACCUUCAAGCUUACACCCUAUUAGACAUGGCCCUUUCAUUCCCUUGCAUGAGGGAUUUCACACAGUGCUAGGAUAUGAGCUGCCUGGAGGAGUCUGUCAUUCAAAUUGCCAUGAGAGUGUUUUAUGUCCUCGCUUUGCAUUCCAGCAGCGAGAGCAUCUGCAAUGGCCUAAUAUCCUGUGUGGGAAUGUGUGAUCUGCUUCAGUGCACGAGGCCCAAGAUGCCCUCCCCAUGCAAGUGUACACUUUCACUUACUUGUAUUGAAGGCUACUAUCAGGUGAUGGGUUGGUAAAUUCUAACACUUGCUCCAGGCUGCUCAUUUACAUCACAGCAUGUUCUCGGAAGGGUUGAGGCGGUAUGUGGCUCUUGACAGAUCAGACCUUCAGCUGCAAAUCAAACCUGGGGUCACUUGGGUUGUAAUCAAGACUUGAUAUCUCUAUGCCACCAGAGCUGGCAGUCACUUUUAUGUGAACAGCUUGUGUCUAGGCUAUUGAUCAGAUAAGUGUGACUCGUAAGUUGCCCUUUGUAAUAAUUGUACUUUUGUAGUGCCUGCUUAGGAUUGCAUUUAGCAUUUCCACCUACAUAAAGUGCAUAGGUGUGUCUUAAUUAUUUUUUCAUAUUUAUUUUUACAUUUGUUAACCGGGUUAGUCGGACUGGGCCCAGAGAGCCCUUUUUCAGUGGAGACUUGAGGGGAAAAGCUCCAGGAAAAUAAUAAGUAAAAAAAAAAAAAAGGGGGGGGGGACUAGCAAUUCAAGUUGUAAGAUACUUAACAGUACAAGAACAGAGAGAAAUGUACAGCAAGAAUAUUUACAAGGCAGAAGUACAGUAUUUUGAGAAUGCAGUAGCAAUAUGUUUGAGAUAUUUGGUUAGCAUUAAGUUGUAUACAAGGAAAUAUAGCAAUGCCUUAAAAUUAAAAAUAUUUUCUAAUAUGUAAUGUACAAUUUCAGAGUAACGUCAUGACAUACUACAUCAAAGAUGCAUUUAAUAGCGUAGGUAUUAACUGCAGAGAGAGUAAUAUGUGACGACAGUUUAGAUGGGAAAUAACCAGUCAGAUAUGUUAAUCAAGAGAAGAAAAUUUCAUUAGGUUAUUUCCUGACAAGUACAGAUCCAUGCAUGUUGGAAAUUAAUUUUUAUUUGCUAAAUAUUCCAGUUAUUGUUUUUAUAGAUAUGCCAUCUAAUAAACAUGAAGGUUGUCUGCUCUAGAGCCCCCUUAAUUAAAUGGUUAGUAGCAAAAUACACCCUCUAACGUUGUUACAGUUGUCACACCUAACCUUGUAGUCUUAUCUAGGGAGGUGUCUUAAGUUCCUUGCUGUGUGAUAUCAAUGUAUGGAUUCUUAGCUGCUAGAGUAAAUGUUGUACUUCAUUAAAUCUAGUAGCUCUACAUGGAAAAUAGAUUCAUCAUUGACCUCUGUUCAGAAAAUCCUUAGGCCUACACUGGACAAGUGAGCUAAGCUAGCCUGAUUACUGAUCAAGCACCAGAAUACAAGUCGAUGCCUAGUUGGAACUCAAAAGAUCAUCUUUUAGAAGCAAGCUGUUCAUGGAAGGGAUAGUGUACCAUGCGCAGGCUGUGACCAGUGGUUAGUUGACAGGAUAGUUUGGUUUAGGGUAUGCAGUGCUACUCCAUCCUCUAGUUCUAAGUUGGGAUUCCUUUGGUCUUCAUUUGCCAGCUGUUUGACUCUGAACAAUUGACUUGGCCAGACUGUACUCUUGGGUUGAUCCUGUGGUUUACCUGGUUAACAAUUAAAAUUCAGACAAUUUAAGUCUCCAAGGAGCACGCUGAUGCAAUGUAUGUAUGUAACUGGCUUGUUCAGAAUAAUUACGUUAUAUUUUACCACAUAACCUUCAUUUAAAAUGCUUUUGUCAGCAUUCUUAAGACUUGUAAAUCACUUGAACUUAUUUAUUGUGUUUCAUUUACUAACUGGAGUAGAACAUUGAUCACAGUAACCAUUCCCAAGUUCAGCUUGGGGGGGGGGGG
Protopterus annectens (West African lungfish) is the source of this 5322-nucleotide messenger RNA. It is a transcript of the gene MARCHF7, whose product is annotated as membrane associated ring-CH-type finger 7. Gene Ontology annotation, molecular function: zinc ion binding. NCBI's taxonomy places the organism in Eukaryota, Metazoa, Chordata, Ceratodontiformes, Protopteridae. Bases 346 to 2712 code for a protein of 788 amino acids. The transcript has 11 exons. The record is from RefSeq and is a predicted model, not a curated record.